Polypterus senegalus (gray bichir) is the source of this 4418-nucleotide messenger RNA. RefSeq names its product long-chain-fatty-acid--CoA ligase 4-like. Gene Ontology annotation, biological process: neuron differentiation; long-chain fatty-acyl-CoA metabolic process; long-chain fatty acid metabolic process. The coding region runs from base 731 to 2872 and encodes 713 amino acids. Lineage: Eukaryota; Metazoa; Chordata; Cladistia; Polypteriformes; Polypteridae. The record is from RefSeq and is a predicted model, not a curated record. Gene Ontology annotation, molecular function: arachidonate-CoA ligase activity. Gene Ontology annotation, cellular component: lipid droplet; endoplasmic reticulum; plasma membrane. The transcript has 17 exons.
GUAUAAAGUUCAUUGUGUUAUUUUUAUGAUUGAGUUUAGUAAUAUAAUAUGGCUAAGCGGAGGUAUAGGGGGAGGGUUAAAAGAUGAUAAAAGUUAGGAAGGCGUCCACUUUAAUGUGAAAUCCACCGUUGUGGUACAGCAAGGUUGCGCACUGACUUUACCCGUGACUCAGGGAUGAGUUUAGGUUGUUGCAUCAUUUCCUUAAGACGUAAAAGCGUCAUUCACAGACGGGCGGAGACUGACCAGACCACCACGUUAGUGGCAAAGUCAAAAAAGCAGCGAUCAGGAGAGUGCAGGGAGUUAACACGAGAGUUCUUCAGACGAGCUGCCGGAGAAUUCAGACGUUGUGACCUCUUAAAAAGGAAAUACUAAGUGAAGAGUAGGAAAACAAUUACCAGUACACACAACAAGUUUUGUGAAAACAAAGAAAGAUCAAGAAAAGACAUUCAACUACGUGAACAGAACUUUGCUUACACUACUUUUUCCUUUUUUUCUGUUUUUAUUUAAGCCAGCAAUAUGUGUACAAUUUAACAGCACAGGUUAACUUAUGUUUCUUCCUCUUCGGUAUUACUGCUGCUUCACUGCCUGCUUAUCUGCCUUAUUUUGACACCUAACAACACAGCAGUCCUAACUUCAUCAAGAAGAAUAAAAAGACAAAAGAAUAAGAUAUAGCUGGAACAUUUUUACAUCAGCACCACUACUUCCUUGUUUUUUAUUAACUUUAGAAGACAUGAAUUUCAAACUGAAUUUUCUUAAAAACAUUUUUUUACUCCCUCUUUACUUGUUGAUAUGGCUGUAUACAAUCUUUACUUUUAUUCCAUGGUAUUUUCUUACCGAUGCUCAAAUGAAAAGGACAAUGGCAAAACGGAUAAAGGCAAAGUCAACAUCAGGGAAGCAAUCAGGCCCUUACCGAUCUGUGGACCGCUUUGACUGCCUGUCUACAAUGGACUUUCCUGGAGUUGAUACCUUGGAUAAGUUGUUCGAUCAUGCAGUGAAGAACUUUUCAAAAGCCGAAUGCCUUGGCACCAGGGAAGUGCUGAGUGAAGAAAAUGAAAUUCAACCCACCGGAAAAGUCUUUAAAAAGUUGAUAUUGGGGAACUACAAAUGGAUUACGUAUGAAGAAAUCGAUGUUCAGGUGAAUCACUUGGGCAGUGGCCUAGCUGCUUUGGGACAAGAACCAAAGAACACAAUUGCCAUUUUCUGUGAGACGAGGGCCGAAUGGAUGAUUGCAGCUAAUGCUUGUUUCCGAUACAAUUUUCCAUUGGUGACCUUCUAUGCCACACUUGGAGAAGAUGCUGUGGUUUAUGGACUAAAUCAAUGUGACGCCACUCAUCUCAUUACAAGCGUGGAACUUCUUGAAACUAAACUCAAGGGUAUUUUAUCGCAGCUUCACAAUCUGAAGCAUGUCAUUUAUGUUGAUAAAAAGAACAUCCAGACAGCCGAUUAUCCUAAAGAAAUCCAGAUUCACAGCUUAGAGUCUGUUCAGGAGAUGGGAGCCAAACCUGAACACUUAAGUGUUCCUCCAUCUCGUCCUAGUUCUUCUGAUCUUGCAGUUAUUAUGUAUACCAGUGGUUCAACUGGCAUUCCAAAAGGAGUCAUGAUUGAUCAUAGUAAUCUAAUAGCUGGUAUGUCUGGACAGUGUGAAAGGAUACCAGGUCUAGGCCCAAAAGACACAUACAUUGGAUAUCUGCCUUUAGCUCAUGUUCUGGAAAUGACAGCUGAGAUCUCCUGUGUCACAUAUGGCUGUAGAAUUGGUUAUUCUUCUCCACAAACCCUAUCAGAUCAGUCAACAAAAAUCAAGAAGGGAAGCAAAGGAGACUGCUCUGUACUGAAACCUACGCUCAUGGCUGCUGUACCAGAAAUUAUGGAUAGAAUCUACAAGAAUGUGAUGAGCAAAGUGCAGGAGAUGAAUUACAUCCAGAAAACUCUCUUUAAACUAGGCUACGACUAUAAACUUGAACAAAUUAAACGAGGAUUUGAUGCCCCACUUUGUAAUAUGCUUUUAUUCAAAAAGGUGAAAUCAUUGUUAGGUGGCAAUGUGCGAAUGAUGCUCUCAGGUGGUGCCCCACUAUCACCAGCCACCCAACGCUUCAUGAAUAUCUGUUUCUGCUGUCCUGUUGGACAGGGCUAUGGAUUGACAGAGACCUGUGGAGCAGGGACAAUCACAGAAGUUGCAGAUUACAGCACUGGGCGGGUGGGGGCCCCUCUCAUCUGCUGUGAAAUCAAGCUGCGGGACUGGAUUGAAGGUGGAUAUACAGAUAUGGACAAACCUAACCCCCGUGGGGAAAUUUUGAUUGGAGGACCAAAUGUCACAAAAGGAUAUUACAAAUGUGAUAAAGUUGGUGAAGAUUUUUUUGUGGAUGAAAAUGGACAGAGAUGGUUUUGCACAGGAGAUAUUGGAGAAAUUCAUCCAGAUGGAUGCCUUCAAAUAGUCGAUCGCAAAAAAGACUUGGUAAAACUACAGGCUGGAGAGUAUGUGUCCCUUGGAAAAGUAGAAUCUGCCUUAAAGAACUGCUCACUGAUCGACAACAUCUGCGCUUAUGCAAACAGUGACCAGAACUAUGUGAUCAGCUUUGUGGUACCAAAUCAAAAGAAAUUGACCGCUUUGGCAAACAAGCAAGGAAUUCGAGGCUCUUGGGAAGAGAUCUGCAACCAUCCCAGCAUGGAGGCUGAAGUUCUUAAAGAAAUCAAACAAGUAGCAGCUUCAAAUGCUGUAAAAUUAGAACGGUUUGAAAUCCCUGUAAAGGUUCGCUUGAGUCCUGAACCGUGGACCCCAGAGACUGGACUGGUUACAGAUGCAUUCAAACUGAAACGGAAAGAGCUGAAAAACCAUUAUCUUAAUGAUAUAGAGAGAAUGUAUGGGGGGAAGUAACCACAAACUCUUAUAUCGUUAAAUUGUGGAGUAGGCACAUUUGAUGUCAAUUCAUGAUUUCUUAAACUGUGGCAUUUUCAGUCUUUAAACUGUACUUCAACUUUUGUUGUUAAAAUGGUGGUCAUAUGAUCUCUUGAAUAUUACAGAUGGUCAUAUUGCUUUUGCCGGUCUCUCUCAAAACAUUUCCAGCUUUCAGUAUACUCUGUGGUACUGUCCAUUACUUCUCUAGUGACUAGCUCCUAGAUUUACUUUAGAUUCGUGAAACCUGUAAAUAAAGUGACCAUGUAUCAAUGUAAAUUUUAUAAAAAAAAUAUAUAUAUAUACUUAAGGUUAAAAGUUGAAAACACGUGUUUAAACUGCCAUUCAUUUUCUAAGUUUUGUACUUUGAGCUUUUGUAACUACUGUGUCUAUAGGCACUGUUUAGUGUUUCAUACAUACAUUCUCAUCUUUGAGAAUAUUUUUUUUUUGUUGUUAAAAAGGGAGAAAGUAAUAUCUUCUUAUUUUAAAUAAGUUAUUAAAAUGACCAAAUGCAGUGUACAAAGUGAUUGUUUUUAGAGUUGUUUAGGGGAUGCAGAUAUCUGUUUAUGGCAGUGUAAUAUUCGCACAAAGUCCUGAUGUAUAUUAUAUUUUUAUCCUGCCAUUCACGGUUUGCAAUGAUUAGUCAUGCGGACAGGUUAUUCUUGAGCAAGAAUUGCACAGCAUCAUAAUAUUUGACUUUGAACUCGUGCACUCUACAAAUAUUUCUUUCUAUAAAACAGAGCAAGAUGCUUAUUUGAAAUAUCAUUUUUUAAUUUUCUGCACGUUUAUUAUAUGUAUUUUAGUUGCAUUUUGAGAAAUACGUAUAUAUUUUUUCUACUGUGUAAAUCAUAUUUAUUCUACAAAAGUCAUUUUGAGAUGCUUGUGUUGGGCAAGCAACAUUGAAGACCGUGCUGUUUUAUUUUUUUUUAUCUGACCAAACAGAAGAGGCCUGAAUUAACCCAGUUUUACAAAUAAUGCCUGGCCAAUUCUGGAUGACGAAUGCAACAACAACUAUUUGCCUACUUUUUUAAGUUGAUGCUGUACUGUAGGUAAUAUAUACCAUAUAUACUCAUGUAUAAGUCGGGUCUAGAAACCCGAAAAAUUGAUCAUAAAAUCAGACCCCAACUUAUACUCCCGUUCAAAAAUGCUACCCUUACAUUUUUUUUAAACAUCUUCUUCCUUCCUCCAAUCUCACUCAGACACAUCACAUUUUGUUGCAGCUGUGCAGUUACCAAUUUCUUUCAUCACUUCAAUGACUUUUAAUUUAAAACCAGCUUCAUAUUUUCUUGUGAUUGAAUGCUCCGUCAUAGAUAAGGGAUGCUCUUACGAUAAAGGUGUAUGAGAUACAAAUAACACUAAAUAGGGCAAACGUCGCUUUCGAAUAGUUUGGGUAUUACCGUGUCGUCAUGCAGGCACAGUACUUAGGGGAAAAAAAGGCACUGUGCUCCGUGGUUACUCUCUCAGGUGGGCGUUAGCAUAUCAUAAUCUCUUUGACCAAUAGCACGAGUUUUCCGCAUUUGACUUAUAC